AUGAGUGACCCAUCAAACUAUGACCCUAAAGUUGCUGCUACCUUAUAUGACACCUUUGGUGACUAUAUGAUGAAACCAACUGUCGUAGGUGAAUGUUCAUGCAGCUAUGCCCUUAAUGUUUUUCUUGGAUUGUUGUUAUUUAAUGUGAUGUUAUAUUUAUCCUACAUCGUUGGUAAAAAGGAAAUCUUCCAAAAACUUAAAUAUCACGGAUAUUAUUAA
This is a messenger RNA of Plasmodium gonderi, 219 nucleotides long. RefSeq lists its product as hypothetical. The record is from RefSeq and is a predicted model, not a curated record. The transcript is spliced from 2 exons. Bases 1 to 219 code for a protein of 72 amino acids. Lineage: Eukaryota; Apicomplexa; Aconoidasida; Haemosporida; Plasmodiidae.